CUGGGAGAGAGGAGGAGGAGGAGCGGGCAGUGGGAGCGGGGGGAGCACGCUCUCCAGCCCUCGCUGUGUCCGCAGCCCUCCCGGCCCCUGGGGCAUUUCCCCCCAUAUCUCAGGUGGAGCAUAGGCGGAGUCUCUCAUUUUGAGGAGUCAUCUUGGUGGGAGUUCCGGUAGCCUUCAUCAGGCGGGGGUCUCUCUCGAUUUCCCAUUCCCAAACCUUGGCCUGAUGGAGAAAGCGGAGGCUGUGAGGAAGAGGAAGAUGGCCCGGGAGCCGCAGGCAGAGCAGGAGCUGAGGGCGGAGACCAGGGAGGACAAAUCCCCACAGCAGAACCUGGUGGAAGAGGCCGUUUUGAGCGGCUCCACAGCGCAGGAAGCCAAUGGGGAGGAAAAGCCCCGGAGAUCCCUCACGAGGAGGGGCUGCAAACGCAGAUCACGGGGAUCUGAGGAGGAAAGACCCACCCUGGGCCAGGGGGGUGGCUGGAGCUCGGAGCUGAGGGUCGAUGAGCAACUUCAGGAUGGGGAGAAGCCCCACAAGUGCUCGGAAUGUGGGAAGAGCUUCAAGAGGAAAUCCUGCCUGAUUGUCCACCAGAUGAUCCACACGGGGGAGAGGCCCUACGAGUGUGGGGAGUGUGGGAAGGGCUUCACCCACAGCUCCAACCUGAUUGUCCACCAGAGGAGCCACACGGGGGAGAGGCCUUACGAGUGCGAUCAAUGCAAGAAGAGCUUUCUGAGCAGCAGUGAUCUCAUCGUGCACCAGCGCUCACACACAGAUGAGAGGCCCUUCCUGUGCCCCGACUGCCAGAAGCGCUUCAACCGCAUCUCCACCCUCAACAGGCACCGGCGCAUCCACACAGGGGAGAAGCCCUAUCAGUGUGAGAAAUGCAAGAAGAGGUUUCACAGGUGCUCCCAUCUCCUCAGUCACCAGCUCAUUCACACAGACGAGAGGCCCUUCCACUGCCCCGACUGCGGGACUGGCUUCAGGAACAACUCCCACCUCAUCAGCCACCGGCGCAUCCACACCGGGGAGAGGCCCUACGAGUGUCCCCAGUGUGGGAAGAGCUUCACCCAGAGCUCAAGCCUGAUGGUCCACCAGAGGGGCCACACUGGGGAGAGGCCCUACGAGUGUGAGCAAUGCAGGAAGAGGUUUUACUCCAAGUCCGAUCUCGUCAAGCACCAGCGCAUUCACACAGACGAGAGGCCCUUCCACUGCCCCGACUGCGGGAAGGGCUUCAAGCGCAACCACGCCCUUGUCGUCCACCAGAGGAUCCACACCAGGGAGAGGCCCUACGAGUGCUCAGAAUGUGGGAAGAGCUUUAGUAAGAGAUGCAACCUCCUCAUCCAUUGGAGAAUCCACACAGAGGUACGGCCCUACGAGUGUCCUGAGUGUGGCAAGUGCUUCAGGAGGAGCUCCCACCUGACUGUCCACCAGAGGAGCCACACUGGGGAGAAGGCCUACAAGUGUGGAGAGUGUGGGAAGAACUUCAGCAAGCGCUGCAACCUGAACUCCCACCAGCGGAUCCACACUGGAGAGAGACCCAGAGAGAGGCGCUAUGAGUGUGAUAAAUGCAGGAAGAGGUUUCUCACCAGUUCUCAUCUCCUCCAGCACCAGCCGAUUCACUCAGAUGAGAGGCCCUUCCGCUGCCCUGACUGCAGGAAGGGCUUCAAGGACAACUCCACCCUCAUCAGGCAUCGCCGCAUCCACACCGGAGAUAGGCCCCGAGAGAGGCGCUACGAGUGUGAUCAAUGCAGGCAGAGGUUUUACACCAGCUCCCAUCUCCUGCUGCACCAGCGCACUCACACAGACGAGAGGCCCUUCCGCUGCCCCGACUGCGGGAAGGGCUUCCAGCGCAACACCCACCUCACCAGCCACCGGCGCAUCCACACCGGGGAGACGCCCUAUGAGUGUCCCGAGUGUGGGAAGAGAUUCCGGCACAGCUCAGCCCUGGGCCUCCAUGAGCAGCCUGAGGAUGGGAAGAAGCCCCACAAGUGCUCAGAAUGUGGGAAGAGCUUGAGCGACAGAUCCUCCCUGAUCUGCCACAUGAAAACCCACACGGGGGAAUGGCCCUACGAGUGUGAUAAAUGCAGGAAGAGGUUUCAGAUGAGUUCCCAUCUCUUUGUCCUCGUCACCCACCUGCGCAUCCACAGCGGGGAGAGGCCCUACAAGUGUCCUGAGUGUGGAAAGAGCUUCACCCAGAGCUCCACCCUGACUGCCCACCUGAGGACCCACACGGGGGAACGGCCCUACGAGUGUGCAGAGUGUGGGAAGAGCUUCAGGACGAGCUCUGAACUGACCAUCCACCAGAGAAACCACAUUGGGGAACAGCCUUUUGAGUGUGGGGAAUGUGGGAACAGCUACCAGAGGAGGUGCCACCUGACCCGCCACAUUGAAGUCCACACAGGGCUGGAAUGGCCCUACAAGUGUGGGCAGUGUGGGAAGAGCUUGAGGUCGAGGUCUGAUCUGAUUGUCCACCAGCGGAGCCACACGGGGGAACGGCCCUUCGAGUGUGGGGAGUGUGGGAAGAGCUUCAUGUCAAAGUCCCACCUGAUCGGCCACCAGAGGAUCCACACUGGGGAGAGGCCCUACGAGUGUGAUAAAUGCAGGAAGAGGUUUCAGACCAGCUCCCUUCUCGUUCUACAUCAGCGCAUUCACACAGAUGAGAGGCCCUUCCGCUGCCCUGACUGUGGGAAGGGCUUCAAGCACUGCUCCAGCCUCUGCAAACACCGGCGCAUCCACACCAGGGAGAGGCCCUACAACUGCUUGGAAUGUGGGAAGAGCUUCAGCCAGAGGUCCAACCUGAUCUGCCACAUGAGAAUCCACACGGGGGAGAGGCCCUACAUAUGUGAGGAGUGUGGGAAGAGCUUCAGCCGGAGAUCCAACUUGACUGUCCACCUGAGGAGCCACACCCAGGAGAGGUCUUACAAGUGUGGGGAGUGUGGGAAGAGCUUCAGCUGGAUCUCCUGCCUGAUUGUCCACCUGAGGAGGCACACCGGGGAGAAGCCCUACGAGUGUGAUAAAUGCAGAAAGGGGUUUGAGACCAGCUCUGAUCUCCUCAGGCACCAGCGCACUCACACAGAGGAGAGACCCUUCCUCUGCCCCGACUGUGGGAAAGGCUUCAAGUACAACUCCUCCCUUGUCAGCCACCAGCAUAUGCACACCCGGGAGCGGCCCUAUGAGUGUCCCGAGUGUGAGAAGAGAUUCACCCACAAGUCGAACCUGAUUGUCCACAAGAGGAUCCACACCGGCGAGAGGUCUUACGAGUGUGGGGAGUGUGGGAAGAGCUUCUGCCAGCGCUCGCACCUGAUCUACCACCUGAGGAGCCACACUGGGGAGAAGCCCUAUGAGUGUGAUAAAUGCAGGAAGAGGUUUCAGAGCAGCUCUCAUCUUGUCAGGCACCAGCGCAUUCACACGGAGGAGCGGCCCUUUCGCUGCCCUGACUGCGGGAAGGGCUUCAGGGACAACUCCAGCCUCGUGACCCACCGGCGCAUCCACACCGGGGAGAGGCCCUACGAGUGCCCAGAGUGUGGGAAGAGCUUCUCACAGAGCUCUAUCUUGAGCAGACACCAACGGAGCCAGCACUAAGGGAAGCCCUGCACGUGCCCCGCAUGCAGGGAGAGUUUCAUGUGCUCCUCCAGCUCCAUCCCCCAUGGGAUCCACACUGGAUGAUCCCCAGAGAGCGCCGGUGGGCAGAGCCCCGGUGAUCUGUGGUGCCAGUGAUCCGUGUUGGGAAGACACCUGGCUGGGGGCUCCACAUCCUCCUGGCUCUCCAUGGGCACCUGCACACAUCCACAGACCAACACCAGACAUCCAUUGUG
Messenger RNA from Camarhynchus parvulus, 3810 nucleotides. Its product is annotated as zinc finger protein 850-like. Gene Ontology annotation, molecular function: DNA-binding transcription factor activity; RNA polymerase II cis-regulatory region sequence-specific DNA binding. The coding region runs from base 224 to 3577 and encodes 1117 amino acids. Lineage: Eukaryota; Metazoa; Chordata; Aves; Passeriformes; Thraupidae. Gene Ontology annotation, biological process: regulation of transcription by RNA polymerase II. The transcript has 9 exons. The record is from RefSeq and is a predicted model, not a curated record.